CCAUCAUCUUUUACCUCAUCGACUGCUUGAAUCAUUCUACCAAUCUUCCAGCCCCCCGCCUGAUGGAUCCACACUGUUGGGUCGGAUACUAACCCCGCGCCUAGCGCACCGUGAUCGGAAGUUGUUCUUUUCUUUUUUUUUCUAUCGACUAUCGCAGGAUUGGAGUGAUUUGCGUCGAGUCAGAUUGGGGAUCCAGGGCCAGCCACCAGUUUUUGAGAGCAUUGCAAUCUCCAUCGAGACCCAAACGGGGUUCUAUAAAUACAUAUACUACCGAUCGUGGGAUUCGUGCUCGAAUCCCAUCUCUCAGUCUCAUCCUAUUCCAUCCAUUCACCUCCAUUCAUCCACCUUUCCCCGCCAACCCGCAGUCCGCCACAACACUCCUGAUCCUAACCCGACUUCCCUAUCAACAUAAGCAUCACGACUAUCACAACCUAUUCCAAGCAAUUCCUCCGAGAGCUCACACCAUCCCCGUCUACCGUACUGCAGAUUAUCUCUUUCUGUCAAUAAUCUCCCGUGCGACCAACCUAAUCAGGAUCUAGCCCCACUGUUGGUUCCUCCUGCCCCCCGCACCUUGACCUUGUUGAUACCCUUCAAACGGAACCGACCCUGUUCCUGUUCCUAUUCCUAUUUUCAUACCUCGUCUUGGCAUCCCCGAUAGUUCGGGUGCUCAGGGCCGCCCAUCACAUUGGCGGGAUCCUCGGGCGACAGGGAGCUGGGCUAUAAUAAGUAUCAGUCAUCCCGGCACGAGUUUCCCCCGGGGAGGCGUGACGUGCUCUUUGUGGCCUACAGCUGAUCAGCGGUGUACGGAGAUUCCAGUCCGGAUUUCUCUUACUCCUCUCUGUAUCUUCUGGCUGUGGGUGAAGAGGGGAACUUACACUCCUUCAUAUUGUUUCCCUUGGAUCAACCCGUUCAGUGUCUAGACGAUACAUUCCUAGGCACAUCCAUAUGUUGGCAAGAUGUCGUUGAAGCAAGAGAUAGAAACAUGGGUGCAAGCCCUGGAUGCAUACGACAAUCAGGAGUUCGAAGAGGCUUUACGGCACUUUGAUCAGAUUGCAGAUACUUCCAAGAUCCUCUUCAAUUGCGGAGUGAUCUAUGCAACACUCGGAGAACACGAUAAAGCAGUAGAGUGUUAUCAACGAGCUGUCGGGCUGGACCGAUAUCUAGCGAUUGCCUACUUCCAGCAGGGUGUAUCAAACUUCCUGUUAGGUGACUUUGAAGAGGCAUUGGCCAAUUUCAACGACACUUUGUUAUAUUUGCGUGGAAAUACUUCUAUUGACUAUGAGCAGCUGGGUCUUAAGUUCCGCUUGUACUCAUGUGAGGUUUUGUUCAACCGUGGACUAUGUUAUGUCUACCUCCAGCAGAUGGUCCCCGGCAUGCAGGAUCUCUCAUACGCGGCCAAGGAGAAAGUCACGUCAGACCAUGACGUGAUUGACGAUGCUAUUCGUGAAAAUGCAGAUGGAUAUACCGUAUUCUCAAUUCCCGUGGGCGUGUUAUACCGCCCCAAUGCAGCAAAGGUCAAAAACCUCAAGAGCAAGGACUACCUAGGCAAGGCCCGGCUAGUCGCCGCAUCAGAUCGAUCCCAAGGCGCAGACCACCAAUGGCGGCCCAUGAUCAUCGACAAAGGCGCACUCGAGGACCGUGAAGGCGUCUCCUGGGCGGCCACAAACCUCGUCCACAAAGGCAUAAGCAGUCGCACCCGUCAGCAAUCUGAACCACCCCUUAAUCGCAAUGUCUUUCCUCCAACACCUCCCCCAGAUGACCGAUCAACAAGCAAUGGCUCUGUGGCGGGCUCCUCACACCACCGAUCCUCCUCCCUCCGAAUGGGCCGGCCACCUCGACUCGACCUCGAACGCACAGGAGCCAGCCUCGACCGUAGAGCCCCGGGGCAAGAGUCUGCCCCUACUGCAGAAAAGCCACGCAUUGGAACGACACGCACCGCAUCGGAGCCCCGAGGCCCAGCAUCUCGACACCAGAACAUGCGUGGCUUCGGUGAACCCAGCCGUGGGGCAUGGUCCCAAGGUCACCGCAGAAACCUCAGCGACACCAGCUCGAAUCCCACCCCGAACCCCUACUUCAACUUCCCCGAACAGCCCGAAUACGCCCACCCAGACUCACACACCUACGCCAGUCCCGCCAACCUCUCCAGUGCAGGCUGGGGUCGCGGCCGCCACCAACCACCAGCCUUCAUCGACGAAGAAGACGAAUACGGCAGCGACGCAUGCGACGGCGAACCCAUCAAAGACGGCUCUUUCGAACUCCUCGGCACCGCGCCUGGUGGUCCUGGCUCCUCACCCGCGCAAAGUAUGCAACAACGUCGCACACGAUCUCCAGCGCGAUACUCGCGACGAGCGAACUCGCGGCGGCCGGAGGUGCGGCGGUUCCGGACCAAGGUGCAUGCGCCGGAUGAUAUUCGGUAUAUCAUGAUCGGGCCGACGGUGGAGUUUGCGGAGUUUGAGGGGAAGAUUCGGGAGAAGUUUGGGUUUCAGGGUGGGUUGAAGAUGAGGGUGCAGGAUGAUGGGGAUAUGAUCACGAUGGUUGAUCAGGAGGAUUUGGAUUUGUUGUUGGCUAGUGCGAGGGAGGUGGCGAGGAGGGAAGGGAGUGAGAUGGGGAAGAUGGAGGUUUGGGUGGAAGAACGAUUGAUGAUUUGA
Penicillium subrubescens is the source of this 2648-nucleotide messenger RNA. Its product is annotated as putative PB1 domain protein. The transcript is spliced from 5 exons. The record is from RefSeq and is a predicted model, not a curated record. Gene Ontology annotation, molecular function: protein binding. Lineage: Eukaryota; Fungi; Ascomycota; Eurotiomycetes; Eurotiales; Aspergillaceae. Bases 957 to 2648 code for a protein of 563 amino acids.